GAGCGCGGAUUGGCCAGCGAGCGGCAAAGCGCUUCGGUGUCUCAUUUUUGAUGCGCUCGCUGCGGACGGGACUCAUCUGUCUUUCUUGUGGCCGACACACCGCUGUACGGCGUGGGUUACAGCGCAGCUUCACAGCCGUUGAAAAACGCUCCACGGCGCCUCGUUUUGAACACCCGACAAGGCCCCAGACACCACCGCGAUGACGGAGGCGGAGGAGAAGAAGCAGCAGCAACAGCAGCAGCAGCAGCAGAAGAGGAAGAAGCAGGAAAAGGAACGGACAUCCAGUAAUGGAGCUCCGGAGGCCUGCAGGGAAGAUGUUUUCGACCACACGUACAAGGAGAAGGAAGGCCCCAAACCUCCGCUGCUCAUCGUGUGGAGGAACGUCAUCCUGAUGACUCUGCUGCACACAGGUGCCGCCUACGGAGUCCUCCUCAUCCCGGCAGCCUUGCCAGCCACCCUGCUCUGGUCCGUGCUUUGCUUUUUGGUAAGCGCUUUAGGAGUGACGGCGGGAGCUCACAGACUGUGGAGUCACAGGUCGUACAAAGCGUCGUUACCGUUGAGGAUCUUCCUGGCCGUGGCCAACUCUAUGGCCUUUCAGAAUGAUAUCUUCGAAUGGGCCCGGGACCACAGGGUGCACCACAAGUACUCCGAGACGGACGCCGACCCGCACAACGCCACGCGGGGCUUCUUCUUUGCCCACAUCGGUUGGCUGCUGGUGCGCAAACACCCCGACGUCAUUGAGAAGGGACGCAAGCUGGAACUUAACGACCUGCUGGCUGACAAAGUCGUCAUGUUUCAGAGGAAGCACUACAAGCUAUCGGUGCUGCUGAUGUGCUUCUUCGUCCCCAUGUUCGUGCCGUGGUACUUUUGGGGCGAGACCAUAUGGGUGGCGUACUUCAUCCCGGCGUUGCUGCGCUACACGCUGGUCCUCAACGCCACCUGGCUGGUCAACAGCGCCGCGCACAUGUGGGGCAACAGGCCAUACGAUAAGAGCAUCAACCCCCGGGAGAACAAGUUUGUCACGUUCAGUGCCAUAGGCGAAGGAUUUCACAACUACCACCACACGUUCCCGUACGACUACGCCACCAGCGAGUUCGGCUGCAAACUGAACAUCACCACCUGCUUCAUUGACUUCAUGUGCUUCUUGGGCUUGGCCAAGGACUGCAAGAGGGUGUCCCACGAGAUGGUCCUGGCCCGGAUACAGCGGACGGGUGAGAGUAGCUACCGCAGUGGCUAAGCGACUCGGGCUGCCGAGUCGGGCCUCUAGCGGCUGCAAACGGAAAAAAACCUCCACGAGUCUUUUUUUUGACGGUGAUUCCAUCUCAAAGUCAAGUCAGCUUCACGAGGGCCUCGACCACAUUUUCUGCUUGUUUUGUGUGGUUUUUGUAGCUUGUGACUAAUUUGUGAAGCCGGAUCAUUACAAUUAAAAAAAAAAUAAAAAAAAUUUAAAUAAAAUAAACCCCCAGCCUUUUUUAAAAAUCAGGCUUAGGUGUUGCAUAUGUUUUGAAUUUGAAGUGAAUUCAUAAAAAAAAAAAAAAAUGAGUCAUUGGUCAGCCAUGUUUCGUACUCUUUGCGAAAAAAGCUGAAAAAAGCUUUUAUCAUUUGUCGCAAAAAUAAGGACUCAUUCAGUUCAUCUAGUGCCAACUUUGUUAUUUUUACACAGUUGAUAGUUAGUGCUUUGUGGUCGUUUUUUUUUUUUUUUUUUUUUUUUUAAUUUUUACCGUGGCUUCGCUUCCUCUCAAGACUUUUUAUGCAACAUCUCGCCACUCGAUGUAGCAGCCGGGUCAUGUGACCGUGCCAUCCAUGCAUGAUGAUAGACGAUGUACGUGUUGUCAGCGAGCAAAGGUGAUGGUAGCGACUCAACCCCCCCUCGCCCCCCCCCCAGCUAUAUGAGCAUCAGGUUUGCGCAACGCUUCUAUGAUAUUAUUAUUUAUAUGUAUUGUUUUCCUGAGCGGCUAUUAAUAAAUAAGUGUCGGUCUGAUCGGACCCGCAAAAGCCUUCUAAACCUUUUUCGAAGCUUCUAUCUCAAAAUUAAUACCCCCCGCACACACACACACACACCCCCCUCAAGAUGUGUCAGGAAACUACCAAAUGCCUUAUGACUUGCAGCCAUUCUCACACUUAAUUCUACAAAAUAUCCAAAACAAAACGAGCUCCGUGUUUACAAGCUGAGGCGUCAGCAUCGUUGAUAUUUAUUUCUAAUUAAAAACGUGGUCAAACACUGAAAAAUGACAAGAGGUUCGUUCUACGGCAAAAAAUAAAAAAUAAAAAAAUACGCAAAAUGACCCACCUGACCUAAAACUUUAUGCUAACUUCUUAGCCGUGCGAACCUCUCCCCUGAAAAAAAUCAUCUUGGUUCUCGUAGAGACAAGAAGGAUCUAAAAGGUUGUAAAUGGUUGAAUUGUUUUGUCAACUGCUCAGUUCUAUAAAUAAAAGUUCACAAUAUUUUCAAA
This is a messenger RNA of Doryrhamphus excisus (bluestripe pipefish), 2453 nucleotides long. It is a transcript of the gene scd, whose product is annotated as stearoyl-CoA desaturase (delta-9-desaturase). Gene Ontology annotation, molecular function: iron ion binding; stearoyl-CoA 9-desaturase activity; palmitoyl-CoA 9-desaturase activity. NCBI's taxonomy places the organism in Eukaryota, Metazoa, Chordata, Actinopteri, Syngnathiformes, Syngnathidae. Gene Ontology annotation, biological process: unsaturated fatty acid biosynthetic process; response to fatty acid; monounsaturated fatty acid biosynthetic process. The record is from RefSeq and is a predicted model, not a curated record. Gene Ontology annotation, cellular component: endoplasmic reticulum membrane.